AUCUUACCAAUUUAUAGUUAUUCUAUUUAUAUGGGAUUGGUAAUGGGUACAGGAGCAUGUGAAAUGGUUAGGUUGUUGUGCAGUGUUCACAUAUGGUGAGGCGCCCCUCCCGGCGCGCGGCGCUCUUUUAUUAUUCGGCAGACAGUUCCAUCCGCGCCGGACUUGCAUGUUGACGCGUGCGUACUAAACCGUUGCUCAUGAGAUAAUCUGCUUCCCAUUGCAGUUAAAAACAUUACCGUAUUUGUGAAAGUGUCUUAUUGGAAAGUUUUAUUGGAUUACGUGUACUGAUCAACACUCUGUUCAUGUUUUUCUGGAAGAGAAGAUCAUGUGAAUUAGCGGUAAGCAUGGAAGAAGACAGUACAACAAGCGCUGUCGAGGACCAAGAUCCACCUUUGGUCGAGGUUCCGACCAAUGAAGAGAGCCCCGGCCAGCCUGAGGUGUCGACCGGCAGUGAAGGGCUCCCUACCAGCGGCAGCGCUACCCUCACCAAUGAUGAGAGCGGCGUCGGUUUGGAUUCCGUAGACGAUUGCAAUAAGAAUGUGACGACAGAAUCGUUAGUAGACCACGAGCCGUGCGAAGUGAACGAUGACGCUCGUUCGUUGGGUGAUUUAGACAGCCUACCGGCUGGCGACGAGUUGGUCUUGGGCGCUGCGGGAAGUGACAGCGGUGUCGAAGGGUGUGGCCGAGCACUUAGCAGCGGCGGUGGCUCCCGGUCUUGUGCUUCCAGUGUGGUCUCAUGUGGGUCAGGCUGUGGCUCAGAGAGCUCGUCGGUCGCCGGCGCACCGCCUAGACCCCGCCGUAGAGUCAACGUUACCGUCACCGAACCCAAACGGAGUUCACCCCUUGGCGCCUCCACUCCUCGUCCAGUCACCGCACCACGCGGUCCUAACCUAGCUACCAGAGAACGUGCUAGAAGUAGAGAGAAACCGACUCCGCCCGAGAAACCGCGGCCUCUAACGCCGAAGCCGCGAAUCCGUCCCACUGGCGAACUACCCAAUCUCGUCCGCGAGAGCCCUGCUUUAAGAGCGAAACCAACCAAGACCUCAACAGCACGAUGCCGGACGCCUAAUUCCCCUAGCGAGGAGAAGAGAUGGCCUUCAAACGGACCUCGGCUGACGACCCUUACGGACUCUACCGCGACGCGUGUAGCCGCCGACAAAUAUGGAACGUUGCCGCGUAGGAGGCGUGAAAACGGCGAACCGGACGGGUCGCCCAAACACGACGUGACUCCACCGACUUCAGGCGGCCCACCAUCACGCGGUCGGUCUCCACGCGCUCCACGACCAAGGCGCGCGUGAGGAUCUACGCUGAGAAGAAUUGCCAAACUGUGCUGUUAGGGACUGAUGUGGAAUCUGCUUUAGCCGGAAUCACGCCUAAUAUUGAAUGUAGCCGUGAGAUUUCCCGGUGUCACCGCGGCGUGCAGGCGAGCGCUCGCGACUCGGAGACGACGCGGCUGGCGGCGGCGCGGCGGCGGCCGAGGCGGCGGCAGCGGAGGAGCGCGAACGCCGACUGCACGC
Leguminivora glycinivorella is the source of this 1517-nucleotide messenger RNA. RefSeq names its product serine/arginine repetitive matrix protein 1-like (gene corn). NCBI's taxonomy places the organism in Eukaryota, Metazoa, Arthropoda, Insecta, Lepidoptera, Tortricidae. The coding region runs from base 303 to 1298 and encodes 331 amino acids. The transcript has 3 exons. The record is from RefSeq and is a predicted model, not a curated record.